Messenger RNA from Leptosia nina, 1191 nucleotides. The record is from the annotation of a GenBank genome assembly. NCBI's taxonomy places the organism in Eukaryota, Metazoa, Arthropoda, Insecta, Lepidoptera, Pieridae.
AUGCAGAUUACGGUAGUAUUUGGAAUUUCCUUGCUCUGUCUUGCAAGUACAAGGGCUCAAGAUGCUAAUUGUGACUUUAGUCAAAAUGUUAUAGCAGGAAGAACCUACUACGUGUACAGCCCUGGGUAUCCUAAUAAUUAUCGACCUGGAGUUCAAUGCAGGUGGAUUGCGAACUGUCCAGCUGGGUAUAACUGUAGGAUCGACUGUCAAGUCAAUAUUCCACAGAGCAGUGGAUGUUAUUACGACCGUCUCUUGGUGUCAAGAUCUGGAGACCCUCAGCUCGCAUCAGCUGAUCCAUAUUGUGGACGGGGUAGUUUCACAGCAGUAUCUAUUGGGCAGACUAUUAGUCUUGGAUUAAUUUCUUCGAGAUACAGCACUGGAGGAAACUUCAAUUGUCAACUUGUCGCUCAACGCGCUACACCUAAUCCAGCCCCUUGCUCGUGUGGUGUGAGAAAAUCGAGUCGUAUUGUCGGCGGUCAAGAUGCGAAACCGAACGAGUUUCCCAGUAUGGUAGCUCUGGUUGAGCGUGGUAGUUCCAGCAUUAUGUGUGGAGGGGUUAUCAUAUCGGACAAAUAUGUGUUAACCGCUGCACAUUGUAUUGCGAGCAAGAGCCCGUAUAACUUGGCCGUGGUUGUAGGAGAACAUGAUACUUCUACUGGAUCGGAUUCCCCUGGAACGAGAGCAUACAGAGUGGUUAAGCUUCAAACACAUCCAUAUUAUACUGAGGCAACCUACGACUACGAUAUCGCAAUUAUAACAUUAGCUGAAUCAAUUCAAUUCAACGAAUACGCUAGCCCUGUGUGCUUGCCGUUCAAGUUCGCCAAUUACGACUUCACCGGCGAAAGCCUUACGAUCCUUGGUUGGGGAACAUUAUUCAUUGGAGGUCCCACUUCUGAUAUUCUUCAGAAAGUAGAUGUUAAUGUAAUCAGUCAGGAUUCCUGCAGACGAGUUGUACCGUCACUCACGUCCCGCCAGAUCUGCACUUAUACUCCUGGAAAGGACGCUUGUCAGUUUGAUUCGGGUGGGCCGUUGCUAUACACAGACCGACAGACCGGACUCUUAUUCCACGCUGGAAUUGUCAGCUCUGGACGCCUCUGCGCCUCUGCUAAUCAGCCAGGUGUCAACACAAGAGUUACAGAACUGCUCAACUGGAUUGUGCAAAACGCACCAGCGGACUACUGCGUGAAAUAA